AUGUCGAAGAUCACAGUCGCCGGAGUUCGUUCCAACGUCCAGGAGCUCCUGGACUACUCUCUCAAUGAGAAGAAGAGAAACUUUCUGGAGACCGUCGAGCUCCAGAUCGGCCUGAAGAACUACGACCCCCAGCGUGACAAGCGUUUCUCGGGUACCGUCCGCCUGCCGACCAUCCCCCGCCCCAACAUGGCCAUCUGCAUUCUUGGUGACCAGCACGAUCUCGACCGUGCCAAGCACGGUGGUGUCGACGCCAUGAGCGCCGAUGACCUGAAGAAGCUGAACAAGAACAAGAAGCUGAUCAAGAAGCUCGCUCGCAAGUACGAUGCUUUCGUCGCUUCCGACUCUCUGAUCAAGCAGAUCCCCCGUCUCUUGGGUCCUGGUCUGUCCAAGGCCGGCAAAUUCCCUACCCCCGUCUCCCACUCCGACGACCUUACUGGCAAGAUCAACGAGGUCAAGUCCACCAUCAAGUUCCAGCUGAAGAAGGUUCUCUGCAUGGGUGUCGCUGUCGGCAACGUUGGCAUGGAACAGGAGGAGCUGGUCGGUAACAUCAUGCUGGCCAUCAACUACCUCGUCUCCCUGCUGAAGAAGGGCUGGCAGAACGUUGGAAGCUUGACCAUCAAGGCUUCCAUGUCUCCUCCCAAGCGCCUCUACUAA
Pestalotiopsis fici W106-1 is the source of this 654-nucleotide messenger RNA. Its product is annotated as 60S ribosomal protein L10a. The record is from RefSeq and is a predicted model, not a curated record. The transcript has 3 exons. Gene Ontology annotation, molecular function: RNA binding; structural constituent of ribosome. Lineage: Eukaryota; Fungi; Ascomycota; Sordariomycetes; Amphisphaeriales; Sporocadaceae. Gene Ontology annotation, cellular component: large ribosomal subunit. Gene Ontology annotation, biological process: translation. The coding region runs from base 1 to 654 and encodes 217 amino acids.